AUGGGUGGACGACAUUCCAAGAGGGCUAAACUGAAUGGAUCCAAGGUGAACACUAAUUCUGGUGGUGGUGGGAAAAAAUACCUGACGACCAAUGGAACCAAGAGUAAAGAUGACGCGGAUGACCACGCUAAGGACAUCUUGGAUAAUGCCCCGAGUUUAACUGAUGAGCAGAAACAGCUGGUGGCCGAGUCCUGGAGUCAUAUAGAAGCUGACAUGAACAGAGUUGGAGUCGUCAUGUUUAUGAAACUGUUUGAAACUCACCCUGACGUGCAGGACGUGUUCGAACCAUUCAAAGGGAAGUCGAUGGAAGACCUCAAGUACAGCAACCAGCUGAGGUCGCACGCGCUGCGCGUGAUGGGCACUGUCGAGAAGUGCCUGGCGAGAAUCAAUGAACCAAAGAAACUACAGGACAUGCUCCAUGACCUCGGGUCACGACACGUCAUGUACAGUGCCAAGGUCGACUACAUUGAUCUGAUUGGGCCGCAGUUUAUCUGGGCUAUAGAGCCCGUGCUGGGAGACAAGUGGACCCCAGAACUGGAGCAGGCGUGGUCGGAUCUCUUCAAGUUCAUUAGUCACAUCAUGAAGGAGGCAAUGACGUUCUGAUGGCUUGUUACAAUCUACAUGGUUAUAAUCAUUAUGAUGUCACUUCUGUUUGAUAUGUGUUCUUUCGUGGACGUUUCAAACACAGAAUGUCCACACAUAAGAACUUUCUAUUUCACACCACAGGCCAUAUAAUGACAUGUCAAUAUGUGUAAUGCCGUUGCUAUAUUGGUUGAAACAAUGGUGUUCUACUGUACAUAACUUUGCACACGAUAUGUUACUUCUGUGCGAUAUGUAUUAUUUCGUGAACGUUUCAAAAAUAAUGUCUAUACAUAAGAACUUUCUAUUUCAGACCACAAACUGUAUAAUGAUAUGUCAAUAUGUGAAAUGUUGUUGAUAUCUUGGUUGAAGCACAAUGAUUUUACACAUGGUUACGCCACUUGUGUGCGAUAUAUUUUCUAAUGUGUGGAUGUUCCAAACAGAAUGUCCAUAUUUAAAAACUCUCUAUUUCAUACCACAAACUAUAAUAACAGGUCCAUAUUGAAAUACCAUAGGUAUCGUGUUUGAA
Molecule: messenger RNA, 1108 nt
Organism: Gigantopelta aegis
Lineage: Eukaryota; Metazoa; Mollusca; Gastropoda; Neomphalida; Peltospiridae
Product: neuroglobin-like
Exons: 3
Coding region: 1-603 (200 amino acids)
Molecular function (GO): heme binding; oxygen binding
Source: RefSeq, a predicted model, not a curated record